Perognathus longimembris pacificus (Pacific pocket mouse) is the source of this 4130-nucleotide messenger RNA. It is a transcript of the gene Ston2, whose product is annotated as stonin 2. The record is from RefSeq and is a predicted model, not a curated record. Gene Ontology annotation, molecular function: clathrin-cargo adaptor activity. NCBI's taxonomy places the organism in Eukaryota, Metazoa, Chordata, Mammalia, Rodentia, Heteromyidae. Gene Ontology annotation, biological process: clathrin-dependent endocytosis; synaptic vesicle endocytosis; regulation of endocytosis. Gene Ontology annotation, cellular component: AP-2 adaptor complex; synaptic vesicle.
CGGACCGCGGCGCUGUGGCCGUGAGGGAGCGCGGCGAGGGCAGCGCGGCGGACUGGGAUUACCAGGCCGGACUAGCCGGCGGUGCCCCGGAGGACCUGCCGCCCGACGCUCCGGGACGGUGCGCACGGCGCCGCAGAUUUCUGCUUGUCAGAUUACUCAAAGGCAAGAAAGACCAACCUACUGUACUCUUGAGUUCUGCCCAUGCAAGACCCCUGCAACAGACUCUAGGUCAAGUCUUCUGUGCUGCCAUUCACCCUUCUACCCCAGACACUCCUCUGGGGUCCUCAUGAGGUCAACAGUGUGAAGAUGAUCAGUGCCUUCUUACCUUCUUAGCAUGACGACCUUGGACCAUGUGAUCACAACCCAUCAGUCUGAGUGGGUCUCCUUCAAUGAAGAGCCACUCUUUCUUGUCGCUUCUGAGGGGGACACUGAAGAGCAUUUCCCAAAACUGUCCUCUUCCUCAGACCCAUCUGAAAGCUCCUCUGGGGACAACAAUGUGGUGGAUGGAGUCUCUCAGGACCUUUCCCACUCAGAGCAGGAUGACUCUUCUGAGAAGAUGGGCCUCAUCUCUGAAGCAGCCUCCCCUCCUGGGAGCCCUGAACAGCCUCCACCUGACCUAGCCUCAGCCAUCAGCAACUGGGUUCAGUUUGAAGAUGACACACCCUGGGCUAGCACCUCACCAUCUCAUAAGGAAACAGCUCUCCCAUUGACCAUGCCCUGCUGGACAUGCCCUUCCUUUGAGUCCUUGAGGAGAUGUCCUCUGACCUCCGAGAGCAGCUGGACCACCCAUUCUGAAGACACCAGCAGUCCUAGUGUUGGCCCUUCAUACACAGACCUGCAGUUCAUCAAUGCUGAGGAGCAGGCAAGCCGCAGGACUUCUGCAGCUGACUCAACUGAAACUUGUUGGCACCUAGUGGAGUCUGUUGCUGAUGAAGACAAUUCUUCCUCCCUCCAGGAAGAUGAAGAGGUAGAGAUGGAAACCGUUAGCUGGCAGGCCAGCAGUCCAGCCAUGAACGGGCACCCUGCCCCUCCAGUGACUGCUGCUCGAUUCCCCAGCUGGGUCACUUUUGAUGACAAUGAAGUCCACUGCACGUUGCCUCCCGUCACCUCCCCUCUGAAGGCAAGUACACCACCACCUACUGCACCUGUGAUGUCAGAUGUACCUUACAGCUCAACUGGGUCAUUUAAGAGGGACCGUCCCAAGAGCACUUUGAUGAACUUCUCCAAAGUUCAGAAGCUGGACAUUUCCUCCUUGAACCGCCCACCUUCCAUAACUGAGGCUCCACCAUGGAGAGCAACCAAUCCCUUCCUGAAUGAGACGCUACAGGAUGUUCAGCCCUCCCCUAUCAACCCAUUCAGUGCUUUCUUUGAGGAACAGGAGCGGCGCUCUCAAAACAGUUCCAUUUCCAGUACCACUGGCAAAAGCCAAAGAGAUUCUCUCAUUGUCAUCUACCAGGAUGCCAUCAGCUUUGAUGAUUCUAGCAAGACUCAGUCCCACUCUGAUGCUGUGGAAAAACUCAAACAACUCCACAUCGAUGACCCUGAUCACUUGGGCAGCACAAAACUACCUGAUGAUGAUCCAGUAGCCUGGGUCCAGCUGGAUGCUCACCUACCUGGGUCAGCUGUGUCCCAGCCCAGGGAUGGGUGGCCAAUGAUGCUGCGGAUCCCUGAGAAGAAAAACAUCAUGUCCUCCAGGCACUGGGGACCCAUCUACAUCAAACUGACCGACAGUGGUUACUUGCAGCUGUAUUAUGAACAGGGCCUGGAAAAGCCAUUCCGUGAGUUCAAACUGGAGAUCUGCCACGAUGUUUCAGAACCCCGGCUUCAGAACUAUGACGAGAAUGGGAGGAUCCACAGCUUGCGGAUCGAUCGUGUCACCUACAAGGAGAAGAAGAAAUACCAGCCUAAACCCGCUGUGACCCACACUGCAGAACGGGAACAAGUGAUUAAGCUGGGCACCACCAAUUACGAUGACUUCCUGAGCUUCAUCCGCGCAGUUCAGGAUCGUCUCAUGGAUCUGCCAGUCUUGUCAAUGGACUUGAGCACAGUUGGCUUGAACUACCUUGAAGAAGAGAUUACAGUGGACGUGAAAGAUGAAUUUACCGGUAUUGUGAGCAAAGGAGAAAACCAGAUCCUCCAGCACCAUGUCUUGACGCGGAUCCAUAUCCUGAGUUUCCUCUCUGGGUUGGCAGAGUGUCGCUUGGGCCUCAAUGAUAUACUCAUCAAAGGCAAUGAGAUCGUUUCACGACAGGACAUCAUGCCCACCACCACCACCAAGUGGAUUAAGCUCCAUGAGUGCCGUUUCCAUGGGUGUGUGGACGAGGAUGUCUUCAACAGCUCUCGUGUUAUUCUUUUCAACCCUUUGGAUGCAUGCCGGUUCGAGCUAAUGCGGUUCAGGACGGUGUUUGGAAAAACUUUGCCCUUCACCCUCCGGACAGCAGCAAGCAUCAACGGGGCAGAGGUGGAGGUGCAGAGCUGGCUGAGGAUGUCAACUGGCUUCUCCUCGAACCGCGACCCUCUCACUCAGGUUCCCUGUGAGAAUGUAAUGGUUCGUUACCCAGUGCCUAGUGAGUGGGUGAAAAACUUCCGGAGGGAAAGUGUCCUGGGGGAAAAAUCUUUGAAAGCCAAAGUGAACCGGGGAGCAAGUUUUGGCUCAUCUAGUGUCUCUGGCUCUGAGCCUGUUAUGAGAGUAACUCUGGGAACUGCCAAAUAUGAACAUGCCUUCAACUCCAUUGUGUGGAGGAUAAACCGACUGCCCGACAAAAACUCAGCAUCUGGACACCCACACUGUUUCUUUUGCCACCUGGAACUUGGCUCUGACAGGGAAGUGCCUUCCAAGUUUGCCAGUCAUGUGAAUGUGGAGUUCAGCAUGCCCACAACUUCUGCCUCCAAAGCUGCUGUUCGAUCUAUCUCCGUGGAAGACAAGACUGAUGUCCGGAAGUGGGUCAACUAUUCUGCACACUACAGUUACAAGGUGGAAAUAGAACAAAAAAAGAGUUUGAAGCCAGACUGUGAUGAAGAUGAAAUGGCCAAUCCCAAGGAAUGUGGGGUACAGUGACAAAGACUUACGUCAAGGAAUCCUAACCCAAGGGUCAUGACAGGAUGCCUUCCUGAGUAGUUGAAGCUGAAGUCAACACUUGCUGUGGCCACUCCACGUGGGAGCAGUCAGUGAGAUCUUCCUGUUCACAGUUACCUGGAUUUCAACAGGAGUCCCUGAGGUGGUUGCUUUGGAGAGUCUUGUUGACUCUGAUCAUGCCUGAAGCACGUGGUGCACCUGACUUUUGAAGCUUAUUAUGUAAUUAGGCUUCUUUGUCUGUUUCUGCUUGUAUCACAGCACUGGUAUGUGGUUUGUGAAGAAAGAGUUUGGAAAAGAACCUCCGACGUCUGUGUUGGCACUGUUUCUUUUUGAUAAUCAUUUAUCCCUCAAGAGUGUCUGGAGAAAAGUGGUUCUGCAAAAUUAACCCCGAAACCAUCUUUGUCACUCUUUAUAUAAAAAGCUCCCAAAAGGUUCAAUGCAAAUUUCCUCUUUGGGUCUAGUAGACCAAAUGUAGAUGUCUUCUACCAUUCAAUGUUAACACUAUGCAAGAGGAGUUUUCCAGGUGUUCUCUCCUUGCUCUAGAGUGUUUAAACUCAAAGGGUUUUGUUGUUGUUGUCAUCAUUGUGUUUUGUUGUUUGCUAUUUUCAGUCACAGGAUUUGCUAUCCUGUGUUACAAUAGAUAAUGGGAAAAUCAGUGACUGAACCUACAUUCUACAAAUAGAUUGGAUUGGAUUCAUAUUUUUUUUGAGAGGAAAACAAAAUUGAAUUUGCCUUUCCUCUGUGGAAAAGAGUCCUUAAAUGUUAAGAUUAUAUUCAGUUCAGAAGACAGCCUCAGCGUCAGUGAAUUCUCAAAUUCACGCUGAAAAAUACCUACCACUUCUGCUUCCUGAGACAUAUGAGGACUCAUUUAUAUGAAUACAUGUCCUUGGCAUUUAUCAGGGGCAUUUGGGAGUCCUUUUUAUACCUCACAGCCAUUAAAUUGUUGCAUGUCUCUUUAACUCAAACUUUACAAGAAGUUCAAGCCGAAUAGACUUUUGAAUGAACGUUCCCCCCAGUUUCAGCAUUUGAUCAUCACAGUAUUGUAAUACAUCCA